Messenger RNA from Rhododendron vialii, 2424 nucleotides. RefSeq names its product protein trichome birefringence-like 16. Gene Ontology annotation, biological process: xylan biosynthetic process; xyloglucan metabolic process; plant-type secondary cell wall biogenesis. Bases 343 to 1893 code for a protein of 516 amino acids. The transcript is spliced from 6 exons. Gene Ontology annotation, cellular component: Golgi apparatus. NCBI's taxonomy places the organism in Eukaryota, Viridiplantae, Streptophyta, Magnoliopsida, Ericales, Ericaceae. Gene Ontology annotation, molecular function: acetyltransferase activity. The record is from RefSeq and is a predicted model, not a curated record.
GUUUUUCUCUACUGUCUCCCUCAUCUCUUCCGUACCGUCUCCAAGACAUAGAUACGUCCGCAUAUAUAUACCCUUCCAUUACUAUAAUAAUAUAAUAAUAAUAAUACCUGGCUUCCCUCCGACUCCGCCUGCUCUCUCUCCCUCUCUCUCUCUCUCUCUCAGUUCCACUGCUGAAUAAUGCGAAAUUGAUAACACAACCAUUGAUUGUUUGCUGAUAAUUAACUGCUCCGAGAUCUGAAGCGUUUUGGAGGCUCAAUUUCAGAUAUAUUUUGAGAGGAAGUCCGAUUUCUAUUAUUAAUGACACCUGGAUGAGAUCGGGUGUGUGCUUUAUGUGCUUAAAGGAUGAAAGGAGGUUUCUAUGGACUGAUGGGUAAACAGAUCUCUCUCAUCCUCAUAGCUCUUGUCUGUUCAACCAUUCUUAUUUGGGCAUGGGAGAAAACUCCUCUCCUCUCCCCCUUACUUCCACCUGAGGAUCGCUUGUUGCAGCUGUCUCCAGAGACUCUGUUGCGUGUUCCAACAGCUUUGAAACCACACAUAUCUUCAGUUACGGAAAAAGAGGUGGUAAAUGAGCAUCAUGAAGAAAUCUCUCCUGGAAUUGAGAAGAGCAAAACAGAUGUAAUAGCAACGCCUUUUGAGGAGAAAGGAGAUGUGUCUGAGAGAGAAAUGGCCAAGAAGCAAGAAGAGAGAAAACAUUCACCCGAAGUGGUUUCCGAGAACAACGUUCAUGUUGAGGAGAGAGAGGAAGAAGUUAAUGACAAUUUUGCUUUAGAAGGUGAACGCCAAGCAAAAGGAAGUGCCAAUGUAGAAGCACCUGUGGCUUCCGCAAAUGCCAGCUCUUUUAUUGGGGACAAAGUAACUCGUGUGGAAAAGCAAGCAUGUAACUAUGCCAAAGGGAAAUGGGUUGUAGAUGAUAGUCGGCCUUUGUAUUCUGGGUUUGGUUGCAAGCAGUGGCUUUCAGCGAUGUGGGCUUGCCGCUUGACACAGCGUACAGAUUUUGCAUAUGAGAAAUUGCGAUGGCAGCCAAACAAUUGUGCAAUGGAAGAGUUUACAGCGUCAAAUUUUUUGGAAAGGAUGCAACACAAAACCAUUGCCUUUGUUGGGGAUUCAUUGGGCCGACAGCAGUUUCAGUCUCUAAUGUGCAUGGCCACGGGUGGUAAAGAGAUGUCUGAUGUUCUUGAUGUGGGGAAGGAGUAUGGUCUUGUCAAGGCGAAGGGCUCUAUACGCCCUGAUGGGUGGGCUUAUCGUUUCCCAAGGACCAAUACUACCAUCCUUUACUACUGGUCGGCAAGUCUUGCUGACUUGGAGCCACUUGACAUCACCAACCGUUUAACAGAUUAUGCCAUGCACCUUGAUAGGCCGCCGGCAUUUUUGCGGCGUUUUCUUCCCAAAUUUAACGUCUUGGUUCUCAAUACAGGACAUCAUUGGAACAGAGGGAAGUUUACGGCAAACCGAUGGGUCAUGCAUGUGGGGGGUGUUCCUAACAUUGACAGAAAAAUUGCAGAUAUUGGAGGUGCAAAAAAUUUCACAAUUUACAGUAUAGUCCACUGGGUGGACUCAGAGCUUUUAAAAUAUCCAGGGUUGAAAGCAUUUUACCGGACUAUCUCCCCAAGGCAUUUCUUCAAUGGGGAUUGGAAUACUGGGGGUACUUGUGACAAUACUACCCCAUCCCUUCAGGAAGUUUUACAAGAUGAGUCUAGUGAUCCUGUUGCUGCUGGGGCGGUGAAGGGAACAAAGGUUACCCUUACGGACAUAACAGCUUUAUCUCAGCUGAGAGACGAGGGUCAUAUAUCGAGGUACAGCAUUAGGGCCACUCCGGGCAUGCAGGAUUGUUUGCAUUGGUGCUUACCUGGAGUUCCGGAUACAUGGAAUGAAAUCCUUUUUGCGCAAGUUUAGUCCAAUAAAACUGGUGUUGAGUGAAGAUUUCUAUUUACCAUACGGCUAGAAUUUUCAUGGCUUGGUAUAAAAAAGCAGACAAAUGCGAUACCCAUGUGGAGGAUCAAGGGGGAUAGAAGAGUAGGUGUCAACUGACGGAGUUGCUAUUGGAGCUUGUGUACCAAAUUUGAUUGCGUUGACGCUGCUGUAAUCAGGUAUCAACCCUAGUUCUUUACACCGUCAUCCUAAGGUACUCUGGUGAAUGUAAGUUAGCUGUAUUCUUUUACCUAUUCUUCAUUCUGCACCAUAUGUUACUGCUUAGGGCAGCAAAAGAGGGGGGAAUAUUUGACAUACAGAGAAUUUUCGAGGAAGAAAUAGCUCGUGCAGAUUAGUAGCUAAAGAUACAUCUCAGGCAGCCGAAAAUUAAGCCCUGCUGGCUUGACUUGUUGAGUUGUUUCUGCUUUUCCAAUAUCUGUACCGUAUGGUGUUACAUAUUGAUUAAUAUUUUGUGGCGAUGGCUAUAAAAAUCUCUCCAGUCAGGUUUACUUUCCA